AUGGGACGGCUCCCCCACGGUCCUUCUUUCCCUUCUAGUGGCGGAUUAGCAUGCUCCCACUCCUGGUCACGCCAUGUUGUUGCAGAGAACUGCUUCCUGUCCUUUGCAGGAUCCCCGACUCCGAACAUACACAUAUGUCACAGCCUGACCUGCCCUGGACAGGACGGCUUCUACGCGCAACCCGACCUUCUGCACAGAUUACGUCCACUGCGUUGCCGCGUCCCAUAUGUCAAGAGAUGCCCCUCCAACCUGAACUUCAAUGCGGUGAAAGGGGCGUGUGACCACCCGAGGGACGCCCCCUGCGCGCCCUUCAAGAAGUCAUGCGAGCUGACGAUCCCCUUCGUCCCAGGAGGCGUGACAGACGACCUCGUGACGUGUGACUGCGAAGGCCCCUGCAUCAAACCGCACCCGUAUAACUGCGAUGCCUUUUACCACUGCGACGCUGCUGGAGUGGAGCACCUUACAGAGUGUCCCGGAGACUUGAUGUUCAACGCCAUGGUUGACAAUGUGAUCUGCGGAGAACACCAAAUGUGAACCUGCGCCCACCUGCUCCUGUGACAACUGCCGGUACCCUUCGUCUGAAA
Penaeus monodon (black tiger shrimp) is the source of this 584-nucleotide messenger RNA. Its product is annotated as peritrophin-1-like. The record is from RefSeq and is a predicted model, not a curated record. Gene Ontology annotation, molecular function: chitin binding. Bases 1 to 534 code for a protein of 177 amino acids. Lineage: Eukaryota; Metazoa; Arthropoda; Malacostraca; Decapoda; Penaeidae. Gene Ontology annotation, cellular component: extracellular region. The transcript has 4 exons.